Eremothecium cymbalariae DBVPG#7215 is the source of this 2547-nucleotide messenger RNA. RefSeq lists its product as uncharacterized. Gene Ontology annotation, molecular function: protein binding. The record is from RefSeq and is a predicted model, not a curated record. The transcript has a single exon. The coding region runs from base 1 to 2547 and encodes 848 amino acids. Lineage: Eukaryota; Fungi; Ascomycota; Saccharomycetes; Saccharomycetales; Saccharomycetaceae.
AUGCUGCCUACCAAUAAUUCAGCAUCUCUAGAUUAUCAUCCUGAGGAGCAAUCUCUGUUGGAGGAUGCUUCUACUCUUCUGAUGUUUUCUAAAGGUAAUAAUAACAGGUCCCAGGCGCAGCAGCAGCCGCAAGAGCAAGAGCGGCAACGGGAGCUUCCCAAGCGGCGAUCAGCAUCUACUACACCUCCUUCGGUAGAUGAGGGGUCAUCUUUAAGCAUUCCAAAGACUGGGCAUUUCGGGUCUGUGGUUCUGUCGCGCACGGUUUCCAUCAAUCCAUUAGCGUCUCCCGGCCCUGCAGCAGCGACGUUGCUCGAUGAUCCACCGUUGCUGCACGGUAGAGAGCUGGGCAAGGGCCGCCAUUCUAGAACUAACAGUAGUUCGUCUAAUGCAUCCAGUAAAGGUAUGGUUGCAGCAGCUGCAUUGGCAGCAGCUGCAGAGGUACCGUUACCUCUUAAGAGAGCGUCUGAGAGCAAGGAAACACUUGCAGUGAAGCCAGAAGAGCGCACACAUCGGCGUUCUAGUGUAGCCAAGGGGGAGAGCAAGUUGCGGGAAGGUGAUGAUAACAGCUGGCCAGUUUCUGAUUCGUAUAUCGUGGAUCCGGAUGAUGGCAUCAUCACUUGUGUGUGCAAUUAUGACGAUGAUGAUGGAUUUACGAUCCAAUGUGACCACUGUUAUAGAUGGCAGCAUGCCACCUGCUAUGGUAUUCAAGAUGAGAGUGCCGCUCCGGACGAUUUUCUUUGCAAAGUUUGUCACCCAAGGGAUAUAGAUGUAAAGACUGCAAAAAGAAAGCAGCACGAAAGAAUCAAGGGCAACAAAAGGAGGAAACGUGGUGGUACCCAUGUUGAGGAGCGAUUAUCAUCUUCCAAGGAACAACCAAGCACGAGGGGAUCUGGGCCCAUAAAUGGAGAAGAAGCUUCCACCAAUGCUCUGAAUUCUAUUAUGGAAGCAGCUGCUACCACAGAAUAUCCCGCUAGACAAACUUUCAUGAAUGCCAAAGAAGCUUACCCUGCCGUUUAUUUACCUUUAACGACUUACGAUAUCAAGGAUAAAUAUGUGGGGCUGUUUAUUGAAAAGCAUAGUGACGCUGAUUGGAUAAUACCAUACGCUAAUAAGGUUUUCAAGCCACUGCCGCUUGAAAUAAAGGCAUAUUCUGAAUCAUCACACUCACGAGCGUUUUCGGGGUUCCCCAAACUUGGGGUUCAUUUACAGCAGCAAUGUUAUAGUGGGACAUUGAUUGAAGAAUUUCUUGGUGAGGUUGAUUUUCAAAAAAAGUACCUUGAGGACCCUAGGAAUAACUACAGAUUAUUAGGUUCUCCAACACAGAAGGUUUUAUUUCAUUCUCAUUGGCCUUUAUACAUCGAUGCGAGAUUAUGUGGGAAUUUAACGCGAUAUAUACGCAGAUCAUGUGAUCCUAAUGUGGAACUCGCAACGAUCAGAGUGAAAUGUGUGAAUCCUACCAACGUUAAAACGUCCAAUGGUACACAGCAACAGCAGCAUAGUAAUAACAAUGUAAAAUUCGUUCUACGGGCAAUUAGGGAUAUAGAAAAGGGUGAAGAAUUGCACAUUAACUGGGAUUGGGAUUUACGUCAUCCAAUUUGUAAGGUUAUUGAUGGAACACCUGUUGACUCUAUACCUGAACCAGAUAAGUUUUUGCUUAUACAUUCUGUGGACACAGUAUUAAGUAUGGGGGAUUGUGCAUGUGGUGCGAACAACAAGGAUUGCCAUUUGUUCAAAGUUAAGAAGUAUUCUCAAACACUAUACAAAUCUGUGAAAUCAAAAAUGAACAAUAGGUAUAAAUUAAAUGAAAUUCUGCAGAAAGGUAAAGUUCAGAAUAGGCGUCAAACCCCAAUUUUAUCAUCUUUAGCACACGAAGCUAUUACCAAUGCAGCCAGAGCCCACGAAGUUUUAGUAAAAUUUAAUAGGUCCAAACUAAAAUAUUUGGAGGAUCAACAUCGCGCUGGUUGCAAGAAACUCAAAACAGGCGCUACCGUACCCAACUCUAAAGGAACCCUCACAAACUCGAGUCCUCUGCGUUCGACUGAACAACAAACUGGGACUAUGUCCGAUGAAUUCAAACCUUAUAAGUUUCGAUUAUUGGAUAGGUACAUAGAGUCAAAGGAAUCUGCCAAACAUUCAGAUCCAAGUACAACUAUAAUCACUAAUCCAUUUGAAUACAAUGAAUCCAACAUCAGAGACAUGAAGGUAUUAGCGAUACCGGUAGAAGCGCAAAUACCGGUACCCCAGUCGACACCUCAGGUUGUGGAUUACUCUCACUCACCAAAGGAACACAUCGUCGUAUCUUCCUCAGGCUCAAUUCCGGAGGACAGUACUGAUUCCUCCUUAACCAGAAGUAAAAUCAUGAAAUCACCAACAACAUCUACUGCUGCCGCCGCUGCCCUAACUUCAGCUGCCGCUGUAACAUCUAUAGAAGGCGCAGUCAGUAAAAAGGUACCCCCUGGCAAUACCUCUGGAAACCUACCUAGCGCUUCGAACACCAAGAAAAAGCUCAGCUUUGCUGAUUACAAAAAAAAAGUAAAGCCUUCUUAA